CCCCCACUCUCGCUCCCCGCUUCUACAGUGGGUAGGCAGACCCUCCUCUCCUCUCCUCCCUCCUCCCCCUCCGCUCCUCAUCUCGUCUCCACUUGAGCAGAAGAAGAACGCAGCAGGCAGAAAAAGGAAAAAAAAUAGAUUAUCCUUUUCGUUUUAUCUCUUUGACGGAUCAAGAACAGGGGAGGGAGAUUGGAGGGGGAGGAGGAGGAGCAAUCGGGAGGGAGAAGUAUAAAUUCGCAGGAAGAGACGAGGGAUUCGGCGUGGAUAGAUAGAUAAAUAAAUCAGUUCGCAUCGGUUUAUUGAUUGCUCAUUAACCCAGCAUUCCUUUCCUGCCGCUGCCAUUCUCGGGAGGUGGUAGGCGGAGUCGUCAGCAUGGUUCCAUCCGGGUACGACUGCGCCGCCUCCGUGCUGCUCUGCGCCGAGGACAACGCCGCCAUCCUCGGCCUCGACGACGACGAGGACGACUGCUCCUGGGCGGCGGCGGCGGGGUCCGCCACCCCGCCGCGCGUCGCCGCCGAUGCCGCCGCCGCGGCGGAGGGGUUCCUGGUGGACCACCCCGUGCAGUCCGACGAGUGCGUGGCGGCGCUCGUCGCGACUGAGAAGGAGCACAUGCCGGCCGACGGGUACCCCCAGAUGCUGCUGCGCCGGGCCGGGGCCCUGGAUUUGGCCGCCGUCAGGAGGGACGCCAUAGAUUGGAUUUGGAAGGUCAUUGAGCAUUUCAAUUUCGCGCCGUUGACUGCGGUCCUGUCUGUCAACUACCUUGAUAGGUUCCUCUCCGUCUAUCCCCUUCCUGAAGGCAAAGCUUGGGUGACACAGCUCUUGGCAGUGGCUUGUCUGUCCCUCGCUUCAAAGAUGGAGGAGACCUAUGUGCCGCUCCCCGUCGACCUGCAGGUGGUUGAGGCAACUUCUGCGUUUGAGGGCAAGACCAUAAAAAGGAUGGAGCUUUUGGUGCUCAGCACCUUAAAAUGGAGGAUGCAAGCUGUUACUGCUUGCUCAUUUAUUGACUACUUCCUUCGCAAAUUCAAUGAUCAUGACGCACCCUCCAUGCUCGCAUUCUCCCGCUCGACCGACCUCAUCCUGAGCACGGCUAAAGGAGCUGAUUUUUUGGUGUUCAGACCUUCAGAGAUUGCUGCAAGUGUUGCACUUGCUGCAUUUGGGGAGCGCAAUACUUCAGUAGUCGAGCGGGCUACAACUACCUGCAAGUACAUAAACAAGGAGCGAGUGUUAAGAUGCUACGAACUGAUUCAAGACAAGAUAGCAAUGGGAACCAUUGUCCUAAAGUCAGCUGGAUCAUCAAUGUUCUCUGUGCCGCAAAGCCCGAUAGGUGUGUUGGAUGCUGCUGCAUGUCUCAGCCAACAGAGUGAUGAUACUGCUGUUGGAUCUCCAGCAACAUGCUACCAAGCCUCUUCGGCAAGCAAAAGGAGGAGAAUUGGCAGAUGACUGGUCUCAUGUCGUGCUGUGCUUCAGGUGUGUUGCUCACCGUUUUGGCCGUUUUGUUGUUUCAAACAUCUCAAUUCAGUUUGGUCACUCGAGAACUAUAGCGUGGUCAAGUAGUUGCUGGAAGGAACAAAAACACCAUAGUCAAUACUUGACCCAUAAAAACAAACAGUUCACCGCGAGCCUGUUCAUGCAAUCGACAUAUGUAAGGGGCAUGCUAAGCUGUUAGUGUCCAGAGAUGCAUGCUAGUGUAGGCAGAGAUGGAGCAAGGAAUUUGCAUGUUGUAGAGAUGAGAGCUCUAUUGCCCUGUUUUGUAUUUUGGUUCCAUAUUCAGUUUCCAAUGAACUUUGGGCAAGGGCUGCUCUGAUCAUUGAGGCGGUGAAUGAAAAUGAUCCAAAAAGGGAUCGGCUGAGAUACAGAACAGUUUAUAUUUGUUCUGAUGAGUUAUAAAUUUUGUCGACAUUA
This is a messenger RNA of Aegilops tauschii subsp. strangulata, 1902 nucleotides long. Its product is annotated as cyclin-D3-1. The record is from RefSeq and is a predicted model, not a curated record. Lineage: Eukaryota; Viridiplantae; Streptophyta; Magnoliopsida; Poales; Poaceae.